Paramecium tetraurelia is the source of this 420-nucleotide messenger RNA. RefSeq lists its product as uncharacterized. NCBI's taxonomy places the organism in Eukaryota, Ciliophora, Oligohymenophorea, Peniculida, Parameciidae. The record is from RefSeq and is a predicted model, not a curated record. The transcript is spliced from 2 exons.
AUGUCUCAGCAAAUUAGUAUAAGUAGAAUACUACAUAGUUUUCUGAAUCUUCUGCCUCAGAAAAAGAUCUACCUCAUGGCUUCGCUGAAUAAAUCUUGCUAUGACAUCAAUUUUGUGUUGAGUAAUUUUACUAAUCUAGAUGCCUUGAAUCAUUUGUAUAUGGUAACUUUUUUGUAAAUGCUUGCUUAGAAAGGAGUUGAAUACUAUGAAUUUUAGCAAGAUCAAUAAUAGGAAUAUUUUAAAUACAAAUUACAAUGGUUGAUGAAUCAUACAGUCGAAAUAGAAAAAAAGAAAUUAUUGUAAAAAAUAGAGCCAGAUGAGAAAAAUCAGGUUCAAUAAUUAAUCACUAAGAUUCAAUAGGAUAAAUAAAAUCAUUUGAAGUUAUAUUGUAAUAAAUCUAUUUCAGCUUAUAUCGAAUGA